AUGGCGGCGCUGCCGCCGCUGGCGCUCCGCCGAGAGGGGCCAGGCUUGAGCAUCAACGACCUCACUGACGACCUGCUUUCGGCUGUGCUGGCGGCCGUGCGUGACAGCACGCAGCUGCGGGCGGUCGCGUCGACGUGCCGGCGCUGGGCUGCGCUGCUGCGCGACCGGCUGGAGCUGUGGCACGAGGUGCAGCUGGCCCUGCCGCCCAAGCGCUCCCGAGGCAGAGAUCGGCGAAAUAGCUACACCACACCAUGCGCCCUGGAUGUGGAGCGAGUGGUGGGGUGGCUGGCACGCCGCGCCACGGCGGUGGCCAGCCUCGAGGUGGCCCUGCUGUACCCAGACGCCGAGGCGCUGCUGGGCCUGCUGGUGCCGUCGCUGGCCGACGGGCUGCGGCGCCUGGUGCUGCGUGGCACCUGCAGCGACUGGCCCUUCUUCUGGGUGGACUGGCGCUGGCUGGCGGGCAUGACGCAGCUGGACAGCCUGGAGAUGUGGAAUGCGCUGCCGGGGCUGACGGAGCUGGCGCUGCCGCCGUCGCUUACAGAGCUCGUCAUUGACCGCGUGGGGGAGGCCGACCCUGACACAGAGGGCUGGGACGAGCUGCCAGACUGCUUCACGCGCCUCACCCGCCUGUGCAAGCUCACCCUGGGCACCGCCGCCACCUACCUGCUGCAAGCCGAUGAGGAGAGCGCGUUCACGCCGCUGCGAGCAGCCAGCGGGCUGCGGGAGCUGCGCCUGACAGAGGGCGCGCUGUCGGCGGUCCCCGACGCACUCACCGCGCUCACCAGCCUCACGCUGCUGUCGUUCAGGGGCUGCGACCGGCUGGAGGCGUUUGGCGAGAUGUGCCAGCACAAGGCAGACCCCUUUGCGCCCCUGGCCGCGCUGACCGCGCUGCGAUUCCUGGACUUUGCGCGCUGCGCCCUGGAGCGGCUGCCGCCGCGGCUGGCCAGCCUGCCCCAGCUGCGCACCUUGCUGCUCUCAGACAACCAGCUAACGUCCCUGCCAGCGCCACCCCUCCAGCCAUCGGCGGCGGCAGCGGCGGCGGGGGCCCCUGGACCUGGCAGCGUGAGCUCGCCCUCUCACCGACGGCACCAGCAGCAGCUGCAGCAGCAGCUGGUCGCCAGCCGUGCCGCGGGCGCCGCGACAGCAGCGGCGGCGGCGGCAGCACAAGCUGCCAUGCUGCCGCCGCUGCUAGAGAAGCUGGUGCUCGCCGGCAACCGCUUUGCCAGCCUGCCGGCUGCCGCGCUGGCGGCCUGCUCCUGCCUCACCGAGCUGGACCUGGCUCGCUGCUGGCAGCUGCAGCCCACGCCCGCCGAGUGGCGCGGCCUGCUGGCCGGCCUGCCGCGCCUGCGCCUGCUGCGCCACUCAUGCCCGCUGCUGGCGGCAGAGGAGCGCGGCUAUGGCAGCUCGGCGCGCCUGGCGGCGGCGGCCGGCGGCAGCGUGGACCUGCAGCUCGACUUUCUUUCCAGCUCGGGGCGCUGCUACCGCCCCGUGGUCCAUGCUGGCGGUGGCGGCGACGGCAGCGGCGCCAGCACGAGUGCAGGCGGCGGCGGGGGCGUGUUGGCCGGUGGCGGCAGGAGGGUGCAGAGCUGCGGCAGCAAUCUUUUGGAGCUGGAGACGGCGGCCGCGGCCCUGCUGAGCGCCGGCAUGAGCGCUGGAAUGCGGGCCACGCUGGCAGAGCUUGCAGCCACAGCCAGCGAUGGCGGCGCGGCCGGCGGCGGCCUUCGAGCGCCGCCCAGCUCGAACGUCGCCGGCGGCACUGGCAGCGGCUGA
Molecule: messenger RNA, 1770 nt
Organism: Chlorella variabilis
Lineage: Eukaryota; Viridiplantae; Chlorophyta; Trebouxiophyceae; Chlorellales; Chlorellaceae
Product: expressed protein
Exons: 7
Coding region: 1-1770 (589 amino acids)
Molecular function (GO): protein binding
Source: RefSeq, a predicted model, not a curated record